AUGCACCAAGCAGGAGCGUCAGCCAAUACUGCCAGUUACCUGGCUCACUGCCAUUCUGUAAAUAAGAAACCAUCAGUGGAGCCUAGAGAGGUACCAGUGGCAAAGUCCCUCCUUAGCAAGACCAGCCGCCAGGCAUUGGCCCCCAACAGUAGCCAGCUGGCCCCUGCAGGCUGCAAUGUGCUGGGCUCACGGGAAUCUGGCAGUGCAGAGAGCCAUGCUGACCUGUGUUUGAAAGUGGAAAGAAAUGUCAAUAAGGCCGAGUCUUUCAAGGCUCUCGACCUCAAGGCUGAGUCGUGCUUUGCGCCUGGUGUACGGCCGAGCCGGCUGGGACUGUCAACCAGUUGGAGUGCCCUGUCUCAAGAGCCCUCGGUCACAGCCUCUGGCGAAGACUGCUCAGGAGCUCCAAAGGAUGACCUAGUACCGGAGGACGAUUCUCCCAUACAGAGUUUUCGCUGCUCCAAGCAAUCUCCCCCCGUCAGCUUGGACGAGAACUUCCUUCUAGUACCGGACAUCAAUGUUGGGACCAACGAUUCUGAUGACGACAUCGAAGGAAUGUUCCCAGAGCCCACUGAGGAGCCCCAGUGGGCGGUGCUGGGCGACCUGUGCCUGGGCGAUGGGGAGCUGGGCAUGCUGCGAGAUGUGUUUGGGCGCUCAUGGAAGGCGUCUGCCCCGUCAGCCACACCUCCCAGGUCCCCGUCUCCCUUGCUGGCUACUUUACCAGAGUCUUUCCUGGACUUUGAGAACAGCGACCUGCCUGCUUUUAUCAGCGAAGCUUUGGAGUAUGUUCCUUUGGAAUAAUGCUACCCUUCGCGGACCAAUUCAGGACCAUCGGCGUAAAGCUGAACACAAGUUUACCUCCUCACUUCUCCCACAAGCUGUACCGAAUAAAAUAUUGCUUAAAAUAAA
Ixodes scapularis (black-legged tick) is the source of this 906-nucleotide messenger RNA. RefSeq lists its product as uncharacterized. The record is from RefSeq and is a predicted model, not a curated record. The transcript has 9 exons. Bases 1 to 798 code for a protein of 265 amino acids. NCBI's taxonomy places the organism in Eukaryota, Metazoa, Arthropoda, Arachnida, Ixodida, Ixodidae.